Vigna radiata var. radiata (mung bean) is the source of this 1950-nucleotide messenger RNA. Its product is annotated as disease resistance RPP13-like protein 4. The coding region runs from base 241 to 1950 and encodes 569 amino acids. The transcript is spliced from 2 exons. The record is from RefSeq and is a predicted model, not a curated record. NCBI's taxonomy places the organism in Eukaryota, Viridiplantae, Streptophyta, Magnoliopsida, Fabales, Fabaceae.
CAACAUUUUGUCGAUGUUUUCACAAAUUUACCCUUCUCUUCAAAUUCCUCCUACUGUUUGGUGAACUGUUUCUCAAGUUCUCUUUUGUUGCUUUUCAUAGCAUGUGUCUGUGUAGCUAGAUUUUUGUAGUUGUCAGUAGCAGGGCGUAACAGAAACGUGUUGGACGUCGACGAGGUUUUCUGGGGACUGAAUAGAUUCCUACAUCGAACUUUUCUCUGGUCUCAAUUAUUUCAAAGUAAAAUGUCAAUUCGAACAAACAAAAUGAAAGCUAUAGGUGUGUUGAUGAAACAAUUGACGACAUCAAGGAGGAAAUUCCAAGAAAGGGGAAAAGAGGAAUCAUUUGAUGGGAAGUUGGAGAAGUUGCGGUUGGUUCUGAACAAUAUAAAGGAUGUGUUUGUGGAAGUGAAGAAGAAUGAAGAAAAAUUGCUUGACACAUUAGCAGAGGUGUAUGACCAUCUUCACAGGUUAGACCGCAGGAAGUUGCAUCAAGACAUGCAUAGCAUUUGCGAGAGAAUCAGAGAUUCUGCUCGCAAUUUGCUCCCAACGCUUGUUUUUGAUGAGUCAUAUAAGGAGGAGGAUAACAGGGGUGACAAAAUAUCUCCCUCAUCACAAGAGUUGGUGCAUCUCCAUCAGAAGAAGAGUUGGACUGCGGAAGAUUUUAACCUGCAAGAUGAUCGAUUAAAAGCUUGCUUGUUACGUCUCCUAAUUUUUCCUGAGAAUGCUGUCAUAAGGAAAAGAAAUGCAAUUAAUUUGUGGUUUGAAGAGGGUUUGAUUGAAAAUACAGAGGAGAAAACAGCAGACGAAUUGGGUGAAGAUGUGGUUGAUGAUCUUUUGAAAUUUAAGGUGAUUGUACGCUAUGGUAGUACAAAAGACCCCAUUGUCAAUAAAUUUCAAGUUCUUCCUCAUGUCCGUAGUCAGUUGAAGUUAUAUUUAGAUGGAGAUUCAGAGUAUAUUAGACCAUCGCGUUUAUUGCUUGAUAGAAAAAAGGUUACAGUAGGUGGAGUUGAUACAAAAAAUGUAACUUUGCGUAAUAUUUAUAAUAUUGGUGCAAGUUAUCUGAAUUUUGAACCACAAUGGGUUACCGAUUCAAUCAAGAAUUUAGAGNUGCUUCAACUAGGGCGUUGGCAAGAUUCACCUUUGCAUCACAUUGAAGUUGUGAGUCAAGAAUUCUUAAGAGAGUUGAGAACUCUGAAGGAGUUGAAAUAUCUGAGUCUUCGUGGGAUAUCGAACAUAUUCGAGCUUCCAUCUUCCAUUACUGAACUUGAGAGUCUAGUAAUUCUUGAUCUGAAAGCAUGUCAUAAUUUGGAAAGACUACCGGAUGAUAUUUCAUCAAUGAAAAGUCUGACACAUCUGAUUAUGUCUGAGUGUUGCUUACUGGAAGUCAUGCCAAAGGGGAUUGAGAAGCUCACUAAUCUGCAAGUCCUCAAAGGAUUUUUAAUAAGUACUUCUGAAAAGACUCCUUGCAGAAUAUGGGAUCUUGCUGAGAAUUUGACAGAACUAAAGCGACUCAGCAUACGUAUAGGAAGUGAGGCCGUGAUCAGGGAUGAAGAGUUUAAAAGUUUGAAAAAUUUUAAAAAACUAAAGCAUCUCAAAAUUUCUUGGAGUGGGUCUUACCCAAGGUAUGCUAAAAUUCCUAUCAUUUUGCCACUAUAUUUGAAAAAGUUGCAUCUUGAAUGUUUUCCAGGAAAGAGUUUGAAAGAAGUUUUUACAUCUGUUCAAGUUUCCUUUAUAAUACCACCUGCGAUAAGUGAGCUAAAUAUAACUGGAGGAAAAGUGGAAAGUAUACAUGAGAGUAUUUUAGGUCGGAACAUGGUGGAAAUACUGCGUCUAAAGUACCUUAAACAAUUAAAUAUCAACAUAGAUGAUUUGAAAACAUUCUUUCCUUUGCUGAAAUAUGUAGAAAUUAAGCAAAUCUCAAACCAUUCAUAUAUUGUGCGUGAAUUUGAAUAG